This is a messenger RNA of Ophidiomyces ophidiicola, 1776 nucleotides long. RefSeq lists its product as uncharacterized. The transcript has 2 exons. Lineage: Eukaryota; Fungi; Ascomycota; Eurotiomycetes; Onygenales; Onygenaceae. The record is from RefSeq and is a predicted model, not a curated record. Bases 1 to 1776 code for a protein of 591 amino acids. Gene Ontology annotation, molecular function: N,N-dimethylaniline monooxygenase activity; NADP binding; flavin adenine dinucleotide binding.
AUGGAAGACGAAACAUAUGAAAAGGUGGAUUUAAUCAUUGUCGGCGCUGGUCCUAGCGGUCUAGUUUGCGCUCGGACAUACCUUACUAUUAACCCAUCAGCAAAUGUUGUGAUCCUCGAGAGUGCAGCGACAAUUGGGGGAGUAUGGGCAAAGGAGCGAAUUUACCCAGGGCUGCACUUAAACAACUUGCUAGGAACGUACGAGUAUAGUGAUUUUCCAAUGAGCGAGAAGAAAUUCGGGGUUACGCGCGGCAAACAUAUUCCAGGAGAGGCAGCACAUGAGUAUCUCAAAGCGUACGCACAAGAAUUUGGAUUUUACUCUAAGAUUCGGUUUGAAUCAAAGGUUGAAUCGGUGGAGAAAAUUGACAGCAAUGACCAGGAACGCUGGACAGUAGCCUAUUGCAAAACAAACAGUGCUUCUGGUAAUGUCGUGCGGUAUAUACUUACCAAAAAACUAGUAUUGUCCACAGGAACAUGUGAGGAGCCGGUGUUGCCAGUACUCAAAGACUCAGAGACCUUUGACGCACCUCUAUUUCACUCUAGGGACAUGGCUAAGGAGCAACAUGCCAUCCGAGAGGCAAAAAAUGUGGCUGUGUUAGGCGGUUCUAAGUCUGGAUAUGAUGCUGCAUAUCUAGCAGCAUCGAAUGGUGCUCAGGUUGAUUGGAUUAUAAGCAACUCCGGUCGAGGAGGCAUUUGGAUAUCGCCUCCCUAUGUGACGCCGUUUAAGAAGUGGUUGGAAAAAUUUGUCACCACCAGAAUUUUCACUUGGUUCAGCCCAUGUUCAUGGGGCGAUGCGGAUGGUUUUGGUCGUAUCAGGGAGCUUCUUCACAGGACCAGUAUAGGAAGAUGGGUUGUUGAUAAAUUUUGGAGGUUUAUGGGGGACGAUGUCAUAAAGAUCAAUCGCUAUGAUGACCAUCCAGAGACCAAAAAGCUAAAACCUUGGACGGAAACAUUCUGGAUAUCAACCAGUUUCAGCAUUCUCAAUUAUCCAACCGACUUCUAUGACUUAGUCCGUAACGGCCAAAUCAGAGUCCAUGUCGGGGAUGUUGAAAAGCUAUCGCCUAAAACCAUCCAUCUGAAAGGUGGAGAGGUCAUCAAGACCGACCUGCUGAUCAGCUGCACUGGCUGGAAAGGAUUUCCGGACAUUCAAUUCCUUCCGGAGGGAAUAGAGAAGAAGCUGGGCAUUCCAUUCAAAAGCACGAAGCCUGAAAAAUUGACAUUAUUGGCGAAUAUAGAGACUUUUUCACAUUUUCCAAGACUCAAAGAGCAGCCGACAGUGAAGAAUCCUUAUAACGGUGUCUUCGAAGAUCGUUCCAAAAAUAAUAACUAUGAGCGUUUCAAGCUGUAUCGACUGAUGGUACCGCCUGCAUUCAUUCACGAUCGCAGCAUUGGCUUCGUGGGGAUGCUCACAACUUUCUCCACACUGCUAUCAUCUCAGGUCCAAGCUCUCUGGAUGACAGCGUAUUUGGAUGGCAAGUUGGAUCUCGAGACGUCUCCGGGAAUGACUGAGAAAGAGUUUCUCUGGGAUGCUACGCUGCAUAAUCAAUUUUUAAAAUGGAGAUAUCCAUUUGCCAGCCCAGUGCAUCCGGAUUUUGUUUUCGACACGGUGCCAUAUUUAGACUGGAUAUUACACGACCUAAAGCUGAAAAGCCAUAGGAAAAGAGGUAUUCUGGCGGAGAUUUUUCAGCCAUACGGCCCAGAAGACUACCGAGGGCUCAUUGAAGAAUGGAAAACCCUUCAUAAAAAGGAAACAGCGCAAUCAGAAGCUUGGCCGUAG